ACGUCGCAAUGAGGGACAACAUCGCAGUUUUCCUGCUAUUUUUGAUUUAAAAGUGUCGUUUCCAGGUACGGACAUGAGGCGGAACCAGACGUUUUGACUCCCGCCGUCCGCCGCGUGUGCUGUCCGGGCCGAGCGCGCUGUUUGCGACGAUGGACCCCGUGGUGCUGAGCUUCCAGGACAGCCUGCUGCGGCGCUCCGACGUCUCGCUGCUGGAAGGACCGCACUGGCUCAACGACCAGGUCAUCGGCUUCGCCUUCGAGUACUUCGCCGCCGAGCGCUUCCGAGUCCUGCGGGAGGCGCUCAUCUUCAUCAGCCCGGAGGUCACGCAGUUCAUCAAGUGCGCGUCGUGCCCUGACGAGCUGGCCGUCUUCCUGGAGCCGCUGGACCUGGCGUCGCGCCGCUGGGUCUUCCUGGCUGUCAACGACAACUCGGACCAGACGGCAGGCGGCUCGCACUGGAGCCUGCUGCUCUACCACCGCGGCUCCAACCGCUUCGCCCACUACGACUCUCAGAACGGCGCCAACUCGCUGCACGCGCGCCGCAUCGCCGCCAAGCUGGAGCCCUUCCUGGGCGCCGGCAGGAAGGCGCCGUUCGUGGAGGAGCCGUGCCCGUCGCAGCAGAACAGCUACGACUGCGGCAUGUACGUGAUCUGCAUCGCCGAGGCGCUGUGCGAGAAGGCGCGGGCGGAGGCCUCGCCGCGCCUCCCCGGCCACACCAUCACCCCGGCCUACAUCACGCAGAAGAGGGCCGAGUGGCGCCGGCUGAUCCAGGGCCUGGCCCAGAACGACCUCUGCUGCUCGCUGUCCCUCCCUUAAGCACGCCGCCGUAUCGGCGUCGGCCGCCGGAGAACCUGAAUGCACUCCGUCAGUAAAAACACCCCGAUGAUAAAGAACCUAACCCUCUCCAGAAUAGAGCCGCAGGUCCGGACAGGUGCAGUGGUUGAAGCAGUUCCACCUCCAUGCAGCAGGUGGCAGUAACAAGUCACUGGUUAGCUCGCUAACUUCAUCCUAAUAGCGCCACACAGACAGAGUGGAUUCUCUUCGGGCCCCGUUUACACAACUCAGUGUUUCCAUAAUAACAAUCCAACAUGGUGGUCUGUCCGUUCGAAGUUGCACCCAAAACGCCGACCGCAUCAUUUUCAAAGUGCCGUCAGGUAAAGUCCAAACUUUUCUCAAUCGAAACCAAACGUCGAGGUGUAAACGGGGCCUUGUUUAAAAUUUCGCACCUGUAAAAAGUGACAUACUGUACCUUUAACGAUCGAGGUGUCAUGUUUCUCCUGCACAUUCAGCCCCGAGCACCAGCAUGCCUCCAGCACGACCUUUAACCCCUGCUUCCCUUCCCGGAUGGACUCAGAGAGGACGCUUCUGGAACAAGGAAGACUCAGACUUUCAGUUUUUCUCUCUUGGUUUUCUCAGCUUGGAGCGAAUGUAGAAAUGUUUACAGAUUAUUGCUCAGGGUCGUUUUAAAACUGAACUAAAUUGACAAGAAGAAUGUGCAUCUUGAACUCUGGCUCCGCCCUCAUGUCACAUCUGUGCUGCUCAUCCGUUCGAACCCAACGCCGUCGUGGUGGAGGAGCGGAAUGACUUCUGCGCGUGUGUGUGUGUGUGUGUGUGUGUGUGUGUUAGAGGACUUGUAAAUGUCUGUUUUUCCCUCCUAUAUCAUUGAAUUUUGCCAGUUAGUUUCCUAAACUGUCUAACUCGCGGGCUUUAAUUUUUUUUUUCUUUUAUUUCUAAUUUUCUCAACUGCUCUCGUCUUUGGGUUAAAAAUGGCGGAAGAAGGUAAAACUGCCCGAAUUAAUAAUUUUUUUUAAAAUGGGAAACAAUAAAAAAAUAGGUAAAACUACUGAAAAAUUAAAUAUUUAAAAAGAAAAACAAGAAGAAGACAGAAAAAUGAUUUAAAAAAAAGGAAGCAAAAUUUAUCUAAAAAUAAAAUUUAAUAAAAAAAAAAAAGGCCAGUGAGGAGAGACAUUUCCAGGUCUUCACAACACACACACACACACACUCUUGCAUUAAUCCAAAACACACAUUCACUCAAGUGUUCACACAGAAGUCGGUAUCGACCUCGGUAUGGGAGAGAAGGACGGCGUGCGCAGUGUGAACCACAUGCUGAAGUGGAAUGUACUUUAUGUUCACAAUCUAUAUAAACUUCUCCAUUAAGUUAAUAAAAGUCAC
This is a messenger RNA of Salarias fasciatus (jewelled blenny), 2171 nucleotides long. It is a transcript of the gene senp8, whose product is annotated as SUMO peptidase family member, NEDD8 specific. Lineage: Eukaryota; Metazoa; Chordata; Actinopteri; Blenniiformes; Blenniidae. Gene Ontology annotation, molecular function: cysteine-type peptidase activity; deNEDDylase activity. The coding region runs from base 150 to 815 and encodes 221 amino acids. The record is from RefSeq and is a predicted model, not a curated record. Gene Ontology annotation, biological process: proteolysis; protein deneddylation. The transcript has 2 exons.